GCGGACAUGGGUCUUGCCGGAAGCGUAGAGCGCGGUGAGCUUCCUGUUUAUGCAGGAGGAGGAGCCGGAGGCGCGCGCUAGGCCGCUCUCUCGUCUGCGCCGCGGCAACGGUAACGGCGGCGAGUCAGGGGGGCGAGGCUGCCAUGGCGCUGUCCGAGCCCCAGCUGAAGAAGAUGCUCGCCAAGUAUAAGUAUAGAGAUCUGACGGUGCAGGAAACCUCCAGUGUUAUUACCCAGUACAAAGACCUCAAACCUGUAAUGGAUGCAUAUGUUUUUAAUGAUGGCUCAUCCAGGGACCUGAUGAGCCUCACUGGAACCAUUCCUGUGCCUUAUAGAGGUAACACAUACAAUAUCCCAAUAUGUCUGUGGCUACUGGAUACCUACCCUUUCAAUCCCCCAAUCUGUUUUGUUAAACCAACUAGUUCAAUGACAAUUAAAACUGGGAAGCAUGUUGAUGCAAAUGGAAAGAUAUAUCUUCCUUAUCUGCAUGAGUGGAAACAUCCCCAGUCAGACUUGAUAGGAUUGAUUCAAAUUAUGAUCGUGGUGUUCGGAGAGGAACCUCCAGUCUUUUCUCGGCCUACCAUUUCAUCAUCCUACCAACCAUACCAAGCAACAGGGCCACCAAAUACAUCCUACAUGCCAGGCAUGCCAAGUGGAAUCUCUUCCUAUCCACCAGGACACCCUCCUAACCCAAGUGGCUACCCGGGCUAUCCUUAUCCACCUGGUGGUCCAUUUCCAGCAACAACAAGUGGUCAGCACUACCCUUCUCAGCCUCCUGUGACUACUGUUGGUCCCAGCAGAGAUGGUACCAUCAGCGAGGAUACCAUUCGAGCUUCUCUCAUUUCAGCAGUGAGUGAUAAACUGAGAUGGCGGAUGAAAGAGGAAAUGGAUCGUGCGCAAGCUGAGCUCAAUGCCUUGAAGCGGACAGAAGAAGACCUGAAAAAAGGUCACCAAAAGCUGGAAGAGAUGGUAACUCGCUUAGAUCAGGAAGUGGCUGAAGUCGAUAAGAACAUUGAACUUCUGAAGAAAAAAGAUGAAGAACUUAGUUCUGCACUGGAGAAAAUGGAAAAUCAGUCAGAAAAUAAUGACAUAGAUGAAGUUAUCAUUCCAACAGCACCACUUUACAAACAGAUCCUGAACUUAUAUGCAGAGGAAAAUGCCAUUGAAGACACCAUCUUUUACUUGGGAGAAGCAUUGAGACGUGGGGUUAUUGACCUAGAUGUCUUUCUAAAGCAUGUACGUCUUCUGUCGCGCAAGCAAUUCCAGCUGAGGGCGCUAAUGCAGAAGGCAAGAAAGACUGCUGGACUCAGUGAUUUGUACUGACCUCUCAGACUUUAACUGGGAAGUAGGGCUUCUUAUGAAACAGUCACUCUCUCUUUCUUUUAAUCAGUAGGUGCCCAGAAUAAGUUAUUACAUCAUUCAAGUGUAAGAUAUUUUGAAUUAAUAAUAUAUUUUCUUUUUGGUAAAGACUAGCUUUUAUUAAUGCACUUUCUAUUCCCUGUAACCUUUAUUGUGUUGGUGGAUUAAUGCUAAAUAAAACUUGUUGCAUAGUU
Messenger RNA from Emys orbicularis (European pond turtle), 1552 nucleotides. It is a transcript of the gene TSG101, whose product is annotated as tumor susceptibility 101. Gene Ontology annotation, molecular function: ubiquitin binding. Gene Ontology annotation, biological process: endosome to lysosome transport; protein transport; protein modification process. Gene Ontology annotation, cellular component: ESCRT I complex. Bases 144 to 1322 code for a protein of 392 amino acids. NCBI's taxonomy places the organism in Eukaryota, Metazoa, Chordata, Testudines, Emydidae. The transcript has 10 exons. The record is from RefSeq and is a predicted model, not a curated record.